This is a messenger RNA of Leptopilina boulardi, 1833 nucleotides long. Its product is annotated as TD and POZ domain-containing protein 4-like. The record is from RefSeq and is a predicted model, not a curated record. Lineage: Eukaryota; Metazoa; Arthropoda; Insecta; Hymenoptera; Figitidae. The coding region runs from base 333 to 1385 and encodes 350 amino acids. The transcript has 2 exons. Gene Ontology annotation, cellular component: cytoplasm. Gene Ontology annotation, molecular function: ubiquitin protein ligase binding. Gene Ontology annotation, biological process: proteasome-mediated ubiquitin-dependent protein catabolic process; regulation of proteolysis.
AUAAAAAGAAGGAUAUUUCCAAGAUACAAUAUAAAAUUUAAAGUAAUUAUGAUAUAUCAUUACUUUAAAUUUUAAGAAUAAAUAAAACUAUUAACAAAAAUCAGAAGAUGAAAAUUUAAAAACUAUAAUUAAUGAAUAUGCGCGUGCGUGAUCCUUAGAAUUUUUUGGGUUAUGUCUGAUGAAAAUAUCAAAACACGCGCUUUGUAAUAUUAUUUAUUAUUGUUUGUUUAAAAACUCACAAUUUUGAUAUUUAACGCAAUAUUUUCCGAGAGUAGGAAAAAAAAGGACCAAACUAAUAAACAGAAAAUUUAGAACCCAAUAAAACAUCAAAUAUGGAAGAGAAUAAUUCAUCUGACAAUAAUAAUACAGAAAAUAUAGAAAAUAAAAAUAGUAAUCAGUACAAUAAUAAAAAAUUGCCAAAAAUUACGAACUUCAAUUGGAUAAUAAAAAAAUACAAAAGUAAAAAACAAAUUUACAUGCGAUCACAAACAUUUCACAUUGAGGGAAAUUCUAAAAUGAAAUGGUAUUUAUUUUUAGAAAAAAAUGAAAUCACCUCUUCAUUAUUACGAGAAAAUUUUAUUAACAUUAAUCUUCAAAAUAUUUCAUUGGGAAAUAAUUUUUUCACACCAAUGAAAUUAAAAUUAUCACUUGGAUCAAAUAAUGAAAAGAAAAUAUUCACAAGAAUUAUAAAAUUGACACGCAUAAAAUUGGGUGCAACUUAUAAAUUUUAUGAUUCAAUGAAAGAACAAGAAUUAAUAAAACUCAUAUCACCAUCAAAUUGUUUUCGCAUGAAUUUAACAAUUGUACCAUUGAAAAAUAAUAUGAAUAAAUCUAUUGUCAAUAAUAAUUCUUCGUCAAUAAUUAUUGAGAAAAAUUUCGAGUCUUUUUUCAUCAAUACAUUAUUAAGUGAUGUAACAUUUAAAAUUAAUGAAUAUGAAUUUCCAGCCCAUAAGAUUAUACUAGUUUCUGUUAGUUCUAUUUUCAAGGAAAUGUUCAUUGAGACAAAUAGUAAAGAUAUAACGACAAUUAUCGAAUUAAAUGAAAUUGAUCCGAAUGUUUUUAAAGAGAUGUUACGAUUUAUUUACACUGGCCGUGUGGAAAAUUUGGAAAACAUUGCAUUUGAUCUUUGCAAAUUGGCGUACAAAUAUAAUCUAUCAGAUUUGAUAUUAAUAUGUGAACAAUAUCUUCAAAAUUCAUUAUCAAUUAAUAAUGUCAUUUAUAUUUUGGAAUUGGCCAAUUAUCAACGAGCUGAAAAAUUUAAAAUUGAAUGUAUCAAAUAUAUUGAUGAAAAUUUUGAAGAAAUCAAAAAAACGGAAUCUUUUCAAACACUUAAUAGAGAAUUAUUAAUGGACAUACUCUGUGAGACAAGGAUUAAAAAAACAUGAAUUUUGAAAACUGUAUUCAAUUAAUUUUGUUUAUUUAUAGUUUAUCUUAAAAAGAUAUUGCUUUUUAAAUUGCUAUUUUUAUAUUGAUUAUGUUUUAAUUAUUUAUUCAAGAAAUAUCUAAAAGAUUUAAUUUCUACAUUUAAAAAUUAAGAAUCAUUUUUCAUUAAAUAUUAAUUUUUAAUUAUUUAUUAAAAAAAAAAAAAAAAAAAAAAUUUUCUUUUAACUUAAAGUAUUGUCUGUGUCGACAAUAUAAGAAAAAAUUAAAAGAUUUAUGUACAUUCAUAUUGUUAUAUGAAAACGUAAAAUAUUUAAAUAUUGCCUUAGUAAAAUCUAAAACUAUAUUUUUCUUUACAAUUAAGUGUAAACGAAAACUGUUAAAAAGAUGAUUUAGCGAUUGUUAAUAAUAACUUGUAUUUCUAGGAUCGUGAAAUAUAUUUUUAUACGAUUG